Lycium barbarum (goji berry) is the source of this 567-nucleotide messenger RNA. Its product is annotated as beta-glucosidase 4-like. The transcript is spliced from 2 exons. The record is from RefSeq and is a predicted model, not a curated record. NCBI's taxonomy places the organism in Eukaryota, Viridiplantae, Streptophyta, Magnoliopsida, Solanales, Solanaceae. The annotation marks the transcript as partial. Gene Ontology annotation, biological process: carbohydrate metabolic process. Gene Ontology annotation, molecular function: beta-glucosidase activity.
UUUGCUUUGGCUGGUCAAAAGUCUCAGCGCAAUGGGACGCUAAAUGACACGCCAAGAAUAGAAUAUUUGCAUGCCUACAUUGGGAGUGUUCUUGAUGCUGUCAGGAACGGAUCGAAUACAAGAGGGUAUUUCGUCUGGUCCUUCUUAGAUGGUUUAGAGUUACUUGGUGGCUAUGUACCGCGCUAUGGCCUCCACUAUGUAGAUUUGGAUGAUAAAGAAUUAAGAAGGUUUCCAAAACUUUCUGCAUACUGGUAUGCCAACUUCUUAAAGGGAAAAGGCUCGAGGAACUAUGCAAUUUUCCAAGCAGGGGACAAGCUUCCUAUCUACAAAUCCUAAUUUUGUUACUAAAUUGGUUCUUCUCUAAAAUAAUUUUGCCUGCAAAAGGUGCUAGAUUACCCUUUCAAAUAAUUAGAUGUUACCUACACAAAAUUCUCGUGGGAAGAAAAUAAUAUUCUGUUCGUGAAACCCCACACUCCCAACAGAUUGUCGACUUAUGUCUUGAUCAUUUCAUGGGCACAAUGAGCAUAUAAGCUAUAUGUCAGUCUUAUCUCUGUAGUUUCUCUAACA